AUGAAAGAUAUUGAUACGAAAGAUAUUAUUUGGACCGAUAGUGCAACAGCAUUUGGUCCCGCAUUUCAGUUAGUUAUUGAUGUAAUAAAAAUAAAUAGCACUGCUGCUGUGGAGUCUGGUAUUGUUUCAGAAGCCGGACAGAAAGAUAAAAAUUUACAAUACAUUAUUGUAUUGAUGAGUGAUGGUGAAGCUGAGUAUCCGGAAACUGAAUUAAAUAGUUUAUCAACAAGAAAUUUACAAAUAAAAGAAUUUUGGACCGUAGCAUUAGGUCUAGGUCAAAUGUCCAUUUUAGAACAGAUUAAUGCUAAAAUGGAUGGUACAUACAAACAGUUAAAAGAUUCAUGCGAAUUGUUUCGAGUUUAUGCAGAAAUUGCACAAAGUUAA
This is a messenger RNA of Didymodactylos carnosus, 384 nucleotides long. The record is from the annotation of a GenBank genome assembly. NCBI's taxonomy places the organism in Eukaryota, Metazoa, Rotifera, Eurotatoria, Philodinida, Philodinidae.